AUGCUUGUGAUGGACCUAAGUGUAGAAACACUAAAGAGACAGAUGAACUGCUCCAAUCACCAGGCAGAUCCAGGCAGGUCAUCAGGCCUGGACAGGACCAAACUGAUCAAUCUGGCAUAUCUGUUGGGCAGUGAUUACACUGAAGGCAUUCCAGGAGUGGGAUACGUUACAGGGAUGGAGAUCCUCAACGAGUUUCCUGGUGCUGGUUUAGAGCCUCUUGUUCAACUCAGUAAGUGGUGGACUGAAGCACAGGAGAAUAAGAAGUUGGUUGCCAAUUCCAAAGACACAAAGGUGAAGAAGAAACUGAGGAAUCUUCAGCUUCAUCCUGGUUUCCCAAACCCUGCUGUGGCUCAGGCUUACCUGCAGCCCACCGUCGACCAAUCAGACGCCUCGUUCGGCUGGGGCCACCCACACCUGGAGCUCAUCAAAGAAUUCUGUCAGAGCCGCUUCGGAUGGAGCAGCAGAAAAACUGAAGAAACGCUACAGCCAGUGCUAAAACAGCUUCAGUCUCAACAGACGCAGCUGCGCAUCGAUUCGUUCUUUCGUCUGGAGCAGCAGGAGAGGCAGUCGAUCCAUAGCCAGCGUCUGCGCAGAGCCGUCACCUGCCUCAAGAGAAAAGAGGAAGAGGAGGAGCAAGAAAGCUCUCCAUCUAAGAAGGGCAGGAACGGGGCCUCACAGCCGGACGGGGCCCCUGCUACCGCGGGGCCGUUAGUGGGAGGAUUCAUAGGGUCAGUGAUUCAUCUAAACUCACCUGCAGACACACUGGACGAGACGAGAGGCGGAGUCAUGUCUCUGAUGUCAUCGAGGGCGGAGUCAAGCAGCUCCAGCUCAGAGGAUGAUGCUGAAUAUGGGAAGGGGGUCGCUAUGGUUACAGCACGUUCUGUGUUUGAGGGGAAAACGAGAGGAAGAGGGAAACGAGGAGGAAGAGGAAGGAGCCAAAACAGAUUAUGAUAAACACAUACAAAACAUACUUACUGAUGCCAUUAGAUAUGCAGAGUGAGUUUACAUGUGAAAUGGUGUCCUGUUUUUCACUGAGCAGAUUUUAUAAACUAUGAGCUGUAUAAUUAACAUACUGUGUGAUCAUUUGAGAAAUGCCAACAUGAAAUCAUGUCAAAUUACCAAAAAAAAACAAAACAUUCAACUUCAUCAGAACAGAUCUAUCAGCCUUCCAGAUAUUUAUGGUUCAUCAACAUCUCAGGUCUAUUGCUAUUUUUCUAUUUCUAUUUUUUUUUUUUUACCAAUUUGCA
This is a messenger RNA of Sinocyclocheilus anshuiensis, 1247 nucleotides long. Its product is annotated as DNA repair protein complementing XP-G cells homolog. The record is from RefSeq and is a predicted model, not a curated record. Gene Ontology annotation, cellular component: nucleus. The transcript has 5 exons. Lineage: Eukaryota; Metazoa; Chordata; Actinopteri; Cypriniformes; Cyprinidae. The coding region runs from base 1 to 951 and encodes 316 amino acids. Gene Ontology annotation, molecular function: single-stranded DNA binding; DNA endonuclease activity.